UAGCUGUUUUGUGCGGCAAAUUCUUGGGCAUGUAAUUGUUUAAAUACAAAAUCCAUUUGUCCAUGCCCAUUGCAAAAUGUGUGAUCUUGAGCUGGAUCCCGACAAGAUCCAGCAGGAGAUCAUCGAGUUGCUGUUGUCCGUGGGAUCAGAAGUGAGCGAUGGCAACGCUUUGCUUCUCAAUCAGGAAAUGCAAAGGAUGUUGGAACAAAUACAAAUGCAAAUAAUGAAUACGCUGAGUACGGUGCGAGCCCGAUAUGAGCGCAACGAGCAAAUACUGAUGCGCCGACUGCAGCCACGAAAGCGGAGGGCCUGCAAUGACAACCAAAAUAUUGGCAUAAGUGGAGCUGUGCUGAGAGGCGGGAGUUUCCGUUUUAAGGGAAACCUAUAUUUUCGAGAUAUGGACGGACGCAGUUGUCCCAACAAUUCGGACUACGAGAAGCGCUGUUGUAGCGAAAUGUUUCCAACAGAUUUCGACAUGCGCUCAAAGCACGUCUGGACCGUAUUGGACAAGAAGAACAUUGUGAUGGGCAUUAAGUCGCAGUUGAUGGAACAUAAGCGUUUCAACGCAAAUGGCCUAAAGGACAACAAAGUAAAAAAAAACAUUAAUUUGCAUUCAAAAACAUUGUUAACUAUGCUCUCUGAAGUUAAAUACGACAACAGCUUUAAAAUCGAUUGGUUAGAGAUUAGUUCCUUGAACGUAGACUAUCGCCACUCGGCUUACAGCUGUGAGGCCAUGUGGAAUGUAUACCUAAGUCCUGAGAUUAGGCGUACCAAAUGGUCGCAGGAGGAGGAUGAGUGCCUAUUGAAGCUGGUUAAGGAGCAUAAUGGCUCUAACUGGCCGGCAAUUGCCGAAAAAAUGAACAAUCGUUCGGACUAUCUGUGCUAUUUGCGUUAUCAGGAGAAACUGCGUUUCUAUGACGACGCGAAUAGAGCGCACAAAUGGAACCACAAGGAUGACGAACGCCUCAGAGCAAUUGUAGCAAAAUAUACAACAAACGGUUUUACCGAAUGGGCCAGUGUUUUGGCCCACUUUCCGGGAAAGGCUAAGUCCACGCUGAUUGGACGCUAUACCUAUGUUCUGCAUCCAAACAUUUCUCAUGAACCCUUUACGGUGGAUGAGGAUAUUAUGCUUUAUGCGGCUGUGGAAGAAUACAAUGGCAGAUUUUAUUCGAUCCCGCGCUCGAUGUUUCCAAAGCGAUCUUUGACCCAACUACGUACCCGUUAUUUUAAUGUUUUGGCGCAGCGUCAUAAAACCGAUUCCUGGUCGAUAGAAGACGAUAAGAAACUUAUUGAUUUUGUAGCCAAAAAUGGCCAAUCUGCGUGGCUCGAUUGUGCCGAACAUUUGGGAAAUCACACGCGGACCAGCUGCCGUACACGCUUUUUGGUCAUCAAGCGAUAUCUGGAACGUUGCCCUAAUGCAAAGGUGGAGGACAUUCCGCGACGUCGUCCACAUAAAAAUACUAUUGUUACCCAAGAGAAUUGGGCGCAGCGCCUUGAGGAAUGGAGACAGGAUCCAAAAUCCCUGGAGCCACAGAAGAAACGCAUGAAAGUGGAAAACAUAUGGGAGAAACAAAUGCCGAAAGGCAUCGAUCUUCAAGUCUAUGAUUACUUUAAAUAUGGGUACAAUCUGCAAUUGGAUUACCACCCCAAAGUUACACUGCCGAAAGAUAAUGUCAAUCUUUGUCAGGUCAUAAGCACAUUAUUCUUCAAUCCACCUGAUCCUGGAGCCUUCAAGAAAAUAAGAAGCACGGGCGUGCCGGCGCCUUUGUGUCGCUGCUAUACUCAAAUGGUUCGAGAACUACAGCUGCCCCUUCUAGAACCAAAAACUCAAGUCCUACCACCUAAUUGGUCCACACUAAUGGGAUUUCGUACCCUUUGCAUAGUGUCUAGCUUUUUUGGGCUAGAGGAAGAGCCACAGGUAGAUCUGGUGUAUGAUGAAUGCACUCCGGCAGUGCAACUCUUCCGACAACGCCUGCGUGCCCUCUUCUUUCGCGUCGCCCUCUUGACUCGAUUGAGUCCGAAUCAUAUUGAGGGAAUGUCGACAUAUCUCGAGGCCCUACCAAAACCUGUAAAUGAGCUGAAAAAUGUGAGAACCACAAUAGAAGAACGAAAUAAUAACAGGGAGAUUUCCAAAAGGCGAAGAGUUACCGAAGUAAAAGCGGAAGUACAGAGCGAUGAGGAGAAUGAAAGUCAUACUGUCACAUUCGAGAUCGUUAAUGGUAACGAGUCUGAUGAAUCAAGUCAGAUAUUGGGAUAUUGAUCGAAGUAAAAUAACAUUUAUUUUAAAUUUGGGCUAUUGAGUAGAAUGUUAACAUUCCUUAUUUUAAAUGUGUAAUUUGUAAGACUACAAGGUAGACGACAUUGUCUUUCGAUUCCAACAAAUAAUUUUGACUCUAUAAAACAACCAACACUGUUACAAAGCACAAAAUAAAACCACGGAAAUAAAACAUUUUAUAUCAGCUCUUUGUAAUAUUCUAAA
Molecule: messenger RNA, 2479 nt
Organism: Scaptodrosophila lebanonensis
Lineage: Eukaryota; Metazoa; Arthropoda; Insecta; Diptera; Drosophilidae
Gene: Pbp95
Product: snRNA-activating protein complex subunit 4
Exons: 3
Coding region: 77-2260 (727 amino acids)
Source: RefSeq, a predicted model, not a curated record